UAUAAGUCUUGCUUUUUCAGGAAGGCAUAAUAAUAUAAGCAUGUGGGUUCUUACACAACAGCUGACGGCUAUAGCGAAACCUUUUAGAGAAAAUGUAGCUUGCAUUAUUAGUUUUUUCACCCUGAAUAAGGUUGCAAAUCAAACUCUUUUUGAUGAAUUUGGUGGUGAGCUAUCAGCUGAAAGUAARAAAGAAUUUAUGAAGAUAUUGAAAUCUGAGAAAUAUUCCCGUAUUUGUUUUUGCCUCCGACAUCCUUACAAUUGUUAUAUUGAAAUUCCUAAUAUAUAUGGAUCCGAUAAUUGAACUGCUUGAAGAAGCGCCCGCCGAAACUCCGGUCGAGAGACCAGUAGAAACGAAAAAGAAGCGUACAACGAAAAAGCCGGACUCUCCCGAAGUUGAAGAGAAAAGAGAGCAGCUGUCUAUCCUGGCUGUUUUAGGAACUAUAGAAACUUACACGGGAGUUAAAAUGUCUUUAGGUGAUGUAAAAAAGCUUUCAGCUAAGGAUGUUGAAACAUAUUAUAAUCGAUAUCAAGUCACUAUGGGUAAUCAAGUGACUGGAGGCCUUGUUGAUAUGGCCAUAGAAGGGGCUGCUGAGGUAAUCAGUAUGGUAGCUCCAAUAGAUGAUAAGAAAGAAUUGUGUGAGGAUUUGAAGAAGAAUGACCUUCUUAAGCAGGAGCUCAACAACGUCGCUGGAUAUGCUGUAUUACAUGGCGGCCGCUUUGUGGCUCUUGGUUCUUGUCUUAUGCAGAUUGCUAAGCAUAUUAAGUUCUCUCCUGAGCAGUCUUAAGCAUGAGAUUCAAAAAUAUAUAUUAUAUAAUGAGUGAGCAAGUUGAGCAAAUUACAAAAGAGCCAGAAGUUGUUAAGAAGAUAAAAGAUCCGAAGAAGGUGGCUGCUGGUAAGAGGCUAGCUGAGUAUCAUAAGAAGGCAAAGAAUGCAUUGCAGAAGGAAAAGAAACAAAAGUCUUGGAUGCCUGAAAUAUCUCUAACAACGGCUAUAUCUAUUGUGGGCACGACAAUAGCAGCUGCCGAUUUAUACUACCGAUGGAAAUCAUCUAAAAGCGGCCUGAGAACUCAUAUGACGAAUUUAUGGAAAUCUAAGCCAGAAGAAGAACCUGAGGAAAUAGAUGAAAUAGAGGAAAUAGAGGUAGAAGAGCCUAAAAAGAAACCUAAAAGAAAAAUCGGUAUGGAAUAAGAUGAUACUAUACAUUGAAGAAACUAAGCCGGAAUUUACAAUAUAUUUAGAUCCGCCUGCGCAUAAUCCGGAAACUAUUUCUUUGAACAGCGCUCGCAUUGGAAUUCCAGACAAGAUGGAAUUUCCUCCACAAGCAAUUCACAUCUAUUGUGAUUUAAUAGCUAGUGAAGAUGUUCGUUUAAAUUCAAAGAGAACGCAGCUUUUGGGAAUAAUUCAUAGGAAGAAAGUUAAUGAAAUGGGCAUACCAGGCAGCCGGGCUAAAAUUAAAACCAACGGAACUAAUCGUGUUUAUUCUAUAUUCUUUCGCAUCACAGACGGCACAAAGUUAUUACAGGUGGCUCCCGAGAAAAUUCAUUUGGAAAUAGAAAUAUGUUAGUUAUAUAUAGCAU
Molecule: messenger RNA, 1578 nt
Organism: Exaiptasia diaphana
Lineage: Eukaryota; Metazoa; Cnidaria; Anthozoa; Actiniaria; Aiptasiidae
Exons: 2
Coding region: 285-785 (166 amino acids)
Source: RefSeq, a predicted model, not a curated record